Messenger RNA from Phaeoacremonium minimum UCRPA7, 2004 nucleotides. RefSeq lists its product as hypothetical. Bases 1 to 2004 code for a protein of 667 amino acids. The transcript has a single exon. The record is from RefSeq and is a predicted model, not a curated record. NCBI's taxonomy places the organism in Eukaryota, Fungi, Ascomycota, Sordariomycetes, Togniniales, Togniniaceae.
AUGCCUUCCAAGACAAUGUUCUUGUUCCUCCUUGCGGCGUUUAUCGCCAUCUUUUUACCCCCCUUCCUCAUCUCCUCUAAGCACCUCGAGGUGAUCGGCGCGCUCGUCCAGGCCCGCGAUAUCGCGGUUACCGCCUUGGUCGACGCGCCCCCUCGUCUGUCCCCCUUCCUGUCCCAUGCCGUCAUCAUGGUUGACACCCUCUUCGCGCUGUACGCACAAUUGUGCGGCGUGCUGUCGUCUGGCCCCCUCGUGGAAUCUCGUUACAGGACCCAUAGCUGUUACGAGAGAAUCUACCGUGGCAACGACAUUCUUUAUCCGGUUGGGAAUGCCCACUUCGCGAUGUACCAGGGCUUCUGCAACGGCGUGGAACGGGGCCUUAGGCUCCCGGGUUUCGUAGACCGGGUGCCACUGCCCCGAACUCCCGUCCUCCUUGCGCUCCUUGGCGUCGUGGGCAUGGCCCUCUUGCCCGCCCUCCACAUAACCGCCAUACGUGGCUCCCGACUCGUUGUCCGCUUCGCAAGACGCCUCACGGCAUUUGGUCAGAGUUUCCUCGCCUGUGCCGUGUCGAUCGUUGUCUCGACUCCCAUUGUCGUCAACGAGACGUUCCGGCAGAUUGCCUUGCCCAUUCCAGCCGCAGUCAAUAUCAUCAGUGUCAUCGUCGCCGGCCUAACCAGCAUUGCUUUGGUCAUCUUGACCAUUGUCACAUGCUGGGGAAGCCAGAUGUUUGACGCUGCCUACGCGUGGUGGACCGGCGGAAGAAAGUUCUCGGACGUUGCCGGCGUCGACAAGGGCACCCAAACCCCGAGGAACUUGUCGGGUGUUUGCAAGGAACGAGCUCUCGACUGCAAGGACAUGGUCCGUCGGUACAUAGCGGCCGACAAUGCUCUUGACAACGAACGUCACCAGCAUCGCGACGACAUCGCGCGACGAGACAAGGUCCUCCGAGACCGAGAUGCCGAAAUCCACCGUCUUCAUAGGGCACUGGCGGCACGAGACAAGAAACUCGUGGCUGUGAAGGAGGAGCUUGCGGCCUCAAAGAUGGAGUCCGCAAAGUCGAGCCAAGAUGCUCGCAAGGCCAGUAACGAGCAGAGUCUCGAGCGAAAGCUCACUUCCCUCAAACAAGAGGCGAAGUUUGCCGAGCUCGAAGGCGACAACAUGCGCCUAGGAGAGCAGUUGAUCGCCGCGAACCAGAAGAUUGAGGCUCUUGAGAAAGACCUCUCGAACGAGAAGCACGCCCGCGCCCAAGAGCAGAAGGGAACUCUGGAGGCAGCCCAAGCCGCAGUAGGCUUGAGCCAGUCAAAGGAGGCAGAGGCGGCGCAAAAGGUCGAGAGACUCGGGCAAGAGCUCUCAGCCUUGAAGGACAGCCUCGCCAACGAGCAACAGGCCCGGCUGGAGGUAACCCAGAGUGCUGAAGCGCACAUUCGAGCGCUUGAGGCAGAGGCGACCCAACGGAUCGGGGCCCUCGAGCAAUCCCUCGCGGCGCAGCAGCAGGAACAUGCUGCCCAGCUGCAGUGGAAGGACCUCGAGGCAACCCAGGCCAAGGGCCGUCAGGCCGAACUCGACAAGGUGGCGGAGCACAAGCUGGAGAGCAUCCAGCGACAACUUACGGCCGAACGAAAAGCCGGUGCCGAACGGGAGGUGAAGCACUAUAACGCUUUGAAAGACGCCGAGGCAAAGUUCGAGCGGCUUGUGGAGACAAGACGGCCAAAGAAGCAGAUCUCGGACUGGCCAGUCGAGGACUUGUUGGAGGAGGUGGUUCACCUCGUCAACGAGGAGAACCCCUUCGCUGACAACGUCACCACCUAUUAUUGGGCACAAGAGCUCAAGGGGAAGUUGAACAAGAAACUUCCAUCAGAAGACGUGCCCGAUUCUACCAAGGAAGCGGAGCCGUCCGAGGAGACUCAAGCCUCCGCAGCGAGUCUCGCCGCUCGGCAUAUCAAGCCUUGCAAGGGUCCUUCAGCCAAGUUGGCCGCUGGAGGUGGCCGCAAGGCCGAACAAAAGUGA